AUGGAUGCUUAUACUCGACACGAGAAGCACGGAUCACAGCCAUCGUUGAGCGAGUUCGAGGAGAUGUUCCAUGCUGUUGCCGCACGGUACAAGGAUGGGGUCUUCGUUAUUGUUGAUGCGCUGGACGAGUGCCAAAUGAACGACGAUGUUCGUUCCAAGUUCAUUGAAACACUUUUGCACCUUCAAUCCAAAGGAGAUAAUGUCAACCUCCUGGCCACAUCUCGCCCUGUACCUGAUAUUGUGGAAGCUUUUGAUGGGCACUCCCACCUUGAGAUCAUGGCCCAGAAGGACGACAUCGAGCGAUACAUACGCAACCGGAUGUCCACUUUGCGCGCGGUUUCAAAGUACCCGGACCUUCAGCAUGAGAUCAUCAGUUGUAUUGCCAGUGUCGCAGAUGGCAUGUAA
Thermochaetoides thermophila DSM 1495 is the source of this 405-nucleotide messenger RNA. RefSeq lists its product as uncharacterized. The transcript has a single exon. NCBI's taxonomy places the organism in Eukaryota, Fungi, Ascomycota, Sordariomycetes, Sordariales, Chaetomiaceae. The record is from RefSeq and is a predicted model, not a curated record. Bases 1 to 405 code for a protein of 134 amino acids.